AUGCGCAUUUACGUUGUAAACGAUUUCAACAAAUUAUUUUAUUUUUCACAUUUUCAUAUCUCUCUUACAGCACAAAAAGAAGAAUUCCAAUGUCCUUCAAAUAUAGCCAACGGCAACUAUGCUGAUCCGGUUACAUGUCGGCGUUUCUAUCAGUGUGUAGAUGGUUUUCCGUACUUGAAUCGUUGUCCUUCUGGUUUAUAUUUUGAUGAUGUACAAAAAUUCUGUACCUUCAAGGAUGAAGCCAAAUGUGGUCCGUUAUCAACAACUCCUGCAACUGUAACAGAUGCUCCUGUUGAUAAAGCGCAAAAAUGCAAUACGGAAGAAUGUCAACUGCCAUACUGCUUCUGCUCGAAGGAUGGUACACAAAUUCCCGGUGGUUUAGAAGCCGAUAAGAUACCACAAAUGAUUAUGUUAACAUUCGAUGGUGCUGUGAAUUUAAAUAAUUAUGAUCAUUAUUCGAAAAUUUUCAAUGGCAAACGGAAAAAUCCCAAUGGCUGUAAUAUACGUGGUACAUUCUUCUUGUCGCACGAGUACAGUAACUAUCAACAAAUUCAGCAUCUGGCUUAUGCCGGUCAUGAGAUUGCUACAGAAAGCAUUUCACAACAACAAGGCCUUCAGGAUAAAGGCUAUGAAGAAUGGGUUGGAGAAAUGAUUGGCAUGCGAGAGAUUUUACGUCAUUUUUCCAAUGUGUCCGUUAAUGAUGUGGUGGGUAUGCGGGCGCCAUUCCUUAAACCGGGCCGUAAUACUCAAUAUAAGGUUAUAGAAGACUUUGGCUAUAUUUAUGAUAGUUCCAUAACUGUGCCGCCAGUCCCCGUGCCUGUCUGGCCGUAUACGUUAGAUUAUAAAAUCUCGCAUGAAUGCAAGAGUGGCACCUGUCCAUCGAAAACUUUUCCCGGCGUCUGGGAAGUUCCGCUCAAUACACAUUACGUUGAAGGCUUUGAAGGCGGUCACUGCCCUUACUUGGAUCAAUGUGUGCUGCAUAACUUGGAUGAAAAUGAAGUAUUUGAGUGGCUGCAAGAAGAUUUCUCACGUUACUAUGAACAAAAUAAAGCGCCCUACAUGAUGCCAUUCCAUACUAAUUGGUUUCAAACGAAAGCUUUAACAAAUGGUUUACAUAAAUUCUUAGAUUGGGUUUUAGAACUACCGGAUGUUUACGCGUUGACGGUUACACAAAUGUUACAAUAUAUGACCGAUCCCAAAGAAAUGCGUGAAAUUAAUACUAUCGACGCCUGGAAAUGUGAUAAAAGCGUCGCCGUAGCGCCUAAGCCUUGUAACAUUUGGAAUACUUGUGCUUUGCCGUUUAAGAUUCCCGAACAAAAUAUCACGGAUACACGUUAUAUGGAGACAUGUCGCGAAUGCCCUAACGUUUAUCCGUGGCUAGGAGAUGCCGGCGGUACCGGUAUUUCUGGUCGUGAUAACUACAUUUUCUCAGGUCCUGUACAAGAUGCUGAUGGUGAAAAUGUCGACGAAAAUUAAUUUUGAGAUAUAUAUAUAUAUACAAAAUUUUAAACAACUGUGUUAUAUGUUGUUAUGUCAAAUUGUUUUACUUAUAGUUUUAAAUUGGUUUUCACACUUAAUAUCAUUUUCAUUGCAUUCAAAAUUUGUUUUUAAAUCUCUUACAUAUUCGAAAGGAAAA
Molecule: messenger RNA, 1636 nt
Organism: Glossina fuscipes
Lineage: Eukaryota; Metazoa; Arthropoda; Insecta; Diptera; Glossinidae
Gene: Cda4
Product: chitin deacetylase 1
Exons: 8
Coding region: 1-1476 (491 amino acids)
Biological process (GO): carbohydrate metabolic process
Cellular component (GO): extracellular region
Molecular function (GO): chitin binding
Source: RefSeq, a predicted model, not a curated record